Messenger RNA from Dryobates pubescens (Downy woodpecker), 2811 nucleotides. Its product is annotated as protein Wiz-like. NCBI's taxonomy places the organism in Eukaryota, Metazoa, Chordata, Aves, Piciformes, Picidae. Gene Ontology annotation, cellular component: nucleus. The annotation marks the transcript as partial. The record is from RefSeq and is a predicted model, not a curated record. The transcript is spliced from 6 exons. Gene Ontology annotation, molecular function: RNA polymerase II cis-regulatory region sequence-specific DNA binding; DNA-binding transcription factor activity, RNA polymerase II-specific. Gene Ontology annotation, biological process: regulation of transcription by RNA polymerase II.
GCUGUGGCGGCGGCGGGCGGCGCCGCGAGGCCCCCGGCCGGCUCGGCGCGGGAUGGAGAAGAGCCUCCGCGGCUUCCCCGAGCGCCCCCCGGCCGCCGGCCCCCAGGGGGCGCGCGGGCCCCGGCGCGGCCUCCGCCCCGGCAGGACCCCCCCCGGCCCGAGCCCGGCGCGGAGCUGCCCCGGCCCGGCCUGGCCCCGCAGGCUCCGGCGCCGCACGGUGAGCCUGGGCCUGGCCUCUCCGGCGCCCUCCCGGUCCCAGCUCCCCGGAGCGAGCUUGGCUCCGCCAGCAAGGAGCAGUUGGACUUCAAGCAGGCUUUGUCCAGGCCAGAGGCCAGGAGCUGCUUGGAGCUGAGGGCCAUGGCUGUGGCCAGCAGCGUGGCCUGGGCCAGCCCCAGCCUGGAGAGCAGAGAAGAAAGCACUUUAGAAAGGCUUCCAGGCCCGAAGGACUCCUCCGAGGCUGCGCAGUGCAGGAGGGACUCAGCCUGCAGCCUGGAGCCCCAGGGGGACCCAGAGAGGCUGGAGAGCGACCUGGAGGAGCUGGCUGGCGGGGAGGGGGCGGCAGAGGCCUCCCCCAGCCCCAGCCCCAGCGGCAGCAGCGGCGCGGGGGGCGGCGGUGGGGAGGAGGAGGAGGAGGAAUUUCUUCCCAGCCAACCAAAGCAGCUCGAAGGCCUCAGCAAAGAGCACUUAGAGAAGGGCAAGAGGGGGCCCCAGAGGCUGGAGUGGAUCUCCAGCAGCCCCCCCCUGCCCCCCAGCACCACCAGUCCAAGCCCUCCUUACAAAGACAUCACCAAGCCAACAGAUGUAGCAACCACCUUGGCCUUCCUGGGCCAGGCUGUGCGUGAAGUGCCUCCUCCUCCUCCUCCUCCUCCUCUCCCUCCUCCUCCUCCUCCCCUUGCUCCUUCCCCUCCUCCUCCUCCAACGGUCUUCAGGAAGGCCUUGAACCCCAUCCUGGGCAAGCCCAAAGCCUUGGAGGCUCCCCCAGCCCACAGGAAGGCUUUGGCCACGGACCCGGAGGCGGCCGACCCCCUGGCCGGGGCCGAGUGGCCGCUGGCCAAGGCAGGGCUGCAGCUGGGCCCCGACCUGGCCCCGGCCAAGCAGAGCUGGACGGUGAACGCCGAGGACUCGGUGGAGAGGCUCCCAGCCCCGGGGGAGAGGCUCCCAACCCUCUCCCUGGAGCCCAUCCCAGCCCCUGGCGGCUCCUACGAGCUGGAGGUGAGGCCCUACGGCGUCUGCAGCCUGCUGCUGGAGGAGGAGGAGGAGCAGCAGCCGCAGCAGGGCGAGGGGGAGCUGGGGCAGCCACAGCCGCAGGAGGAGGAAGAGGAGGAGGAGGAGGAGGAGGACCCCGCGGUGUACACCUGCAUCGAGUGCAGCAUCUACUUCAGGAGGAAGGAGCACCUGCUGGAGCACAUGCUGCAGCACAGCGCCGGGGCCGCCGGGGAGCCGGCGGGGGGCCCCUGCCGGCUGUGCUGCGGGGAGUGCGGCUGGGCCUUCGGCGACGCCGGCGCCCUGCAGCGGCACCGCCGCCUGCACCAGCAGUCCCGGGAGAGGAUCAUGGAGGAGAUCCAGAAGCUGGAGGAGCCGCCGGAGGAGGGCCGGGAGGCCAGGCUGCGCUGCCCCCAGUGCGGCUUCGGCACCAACUCCUCCAAGGCCUUCGUGCAGCACGCCAAGAUGCACGUCCGGGAGCGCAGGGAGCGGGGGGCCGAGCCCCUCGGCCUCUUCGGGGGGCUGCAGGGGGAGCGCAGCCUCUUGCACCUGCAGCCAGCCCCCGAGGGGCCGGGCGCCUGCGGCCUCUGCGGCUUCCCGGCCCCCAGCGCGGGCGCCCUGCGGGAGCACCUGCGCUACGCCCACCCCCAGCCGCCCUGGGAGGGCUGCCGGGAGGCCGCCGCCGGCCGGCCGGGCCCCAGCAGGGAGGCCGAGAGGCUCUUCCCCCCGCCCCGGGAAGCCUCAGCCCUCUACGAAGGCCUCCAGGGCUUCCCCCCGGGCGCCCCCCGGGCCGAGAAGGGCAGCAGAAGGGAGAGCCCCGGGGCAGGCUUCCAGCUGGCCCUGCUGAAGAGGAGGGCGGCGGCGGCGGCCGGGCGCCCGCAGGGGGACGGCGAAGCCUCCCGCGGCCCCCCGGAGCUGAGCCUCGGCAGGGGCCUGGGAGCCAUCGUGGUGCCCCAGGCCGCCCUGGAGCUGAAGAGGACCUUCCGGGAGGCCCUGAGGGCGGCCGACCCCUGGGGGGCCUCGGAGGAGCAGCGGCGGCAGCUGAGGAUGAUGGUGCCCAUCGUCCUCCUCAGCGAGGUCAGCCUCCACCCCAGGGCCACCAAGAGGCCCCGGGGGAAGCCCUUCAGGAAGAAGCCCUCCCUGGCCCAGCCCUUCGCCCCCCAGCCCCCCAGGGAGCUGCUGGUGGAGGAGGAGGAGGAGGAGGAGGAGGAGGAAGAGGAGGAGGAGGAGGCUGUGCCCUUGGACGUGCUGCUCUUCGACGCGCCCCUGGAGGGCCCCCUGGAGCUGGAGGAGCUGCUGGGGCCGGACUCAGGCGUGCUGAAGAACGAGGAGAGGAAGUGCCCCUACUGCCCUGACAGGUUCCACAACGGCAUUGGCCUGGCCAACCACGUCAGGGGCCACCUCAACAGGGUGGGGGUCAGCUACAACGUCCGGCACUUCAUCUCGGCCGAGGAGGUCAAAGCCAUCGAGCAGAAGUUCUCCUUCCAGAAGAAGAAGAAGAAAGUGGCCAACUUCGACCCCAGCACCUUCAGCCUGAUGCGCUGCGAGUUCUGCGGCGCCGGCUUCGACACCCGGGCCGGGCUCUCCAGCCACGCCAGGGCCCCCUGA